AUGAGACGAGACGAGAGGACCAACAUAACCACAGCCCCCGAGCUAAGACAUGAGACGAGAGGGCCAACACAACCACAGCCCCCCAGGAGUGACUACCACGGGCCCCUGAGACAUGGUGCCGCAUCGCAUCGCGCCGCAUCGGGUCCUCAGAUGGGCUGCCCCCUCGUCGUGUUCACUUUCGCAUCAAAGACUGUGUUCUAUUGUGUUCUGUUAUGUUCAGUUCUGUUAUGUUCGGUUAGGUUAUGUUAGGUAGUAUUAUGUUCUUAUGUUAUGUUAUGUUAUGUUUGGUUAGGUUAUGUUAUGUUAGGUAGUGUUAUGUUAUGUUCUUAUUUAUGUUAUGUUAUGCUAUGCUAUGCUAUGUUAUGUUGUGUUAUGUUGUGUUAUGUUAUGUUAUGUUAUGUUAUGUUAUGUUAUGUUAUGUUAUGUUGUGUUGUGUUGUGUUGUGUUGUGUUGUGUUGUGUUGUGUUGUGUUGUGUUGUGUUGUGUUGUGUUGUGUUGUGCUGUGCUGUGCUGUGCUGUGCUGUGCUGUGCUGUGCUGUGCUGUGCUGUGUUGUGUUGUGUUGUGUUGUGUUGUGUUGUGUUGUGUUGUGUUGUGUUGUGUUGUGUUGUGUUGUGUUGUGUUAUGUUAUGUUAUGUUCUUCUACUCUCAUAUGUUCUCUUUUGUUCUCGUCUGUUUUACCCUGCACUGUAUUGGUGUGUGCUUUAUUCAGUACUUGGUGUGGUGUGGUGUGGGGCGGUGUGGUCCGACACACCAGGGGCCUCCCACCUGAGAACUGCCGCCGCAACGCACCACACCGCACCACACCGCCCCGGCUACCGUCAUAUCACCGCACCACACCGCACGCCAUCAUAUCACCGCAGCACAACACACUGCACCACACCGCCUCCCAUAAUAUCACCGCCUCGCACCGCACCUUUAUAUCGGUUUCAAAACCAUCAGGUCCUGCUUAG
Molecule: messenger RNA, 951 nt
Organism: Engraulis encrasicolus (European anchovy)
Lineage: Eukaryota; Metazoa; Chordata; Actinopteri; Clupeiformes; Engraulidae
Product: keratin-associated protein 4-12-like
Source: RefSeq, a predicted model, not a curated record